Molecule: messenger RNA, 8070 nt
Organism: Scatophagus argus
Lineage: Eukaryota; Metazoa; Chordata; Actinopteri; Scatophagidae
Gene: cltcl1
Product: clathrin, heavy chain-like 1
Exons: 33
Coding region: 460-5640 (1726 amino acids)
Biological process (GO): intracellular protein transport; receptor-mediated endocytosis
Cellular component (GO): clathrin coat of coated pit; clathrin-coated endocytic vesicle; clathrin complex
Molecular function (GO): clathrin light chain binding; structural molecule activity
Source: RefSeq, a predicted model, not a curated record
GUGGAAAGGAAAGGGGGAAGGGGCUGCGGCGGAGGGGUACAAAGCGCACAUCCGAUCGCUAGCGUUGACAGCUCUGAGAAAACUAAAAUCCACGGCUUUUUGUGCGAAGUCAUCCCUUACAAUAACUCAGCGUUGAUUUUUAGGACAGCCCUGUGCUCUUACAUGGCUCGAAGAGGAGCUGGUUCACGCACCGGCUCCGUAGUAGUUGAAAUGGACUAGUUUUCUUAGCGGAGGUGCGGAGUUUUUGUUUCAGGACUGUAGGGGGGCUACUGAAUGGGAGCAGUCACUGGAUUUGUGUGAUACCAACGCAAGCCACCCAGACUACCCACUACUGUCCAUCAUAUUUGACUUUUUGGGGACGUUUAGGGCACUAACAGAGCAAGAUCACCUCUAUUCCUCCUGCUGUCCCCUUCCCCUUUCCUUCCUCACGUCUUCUUCAGAAAGAGAAAUCCUCCAGAAAUGGCUCAGAUACUGCCGAUACGAUUUCAGGAACAUCUGCAGUUGCAGAACAUGGGGGUGAACCCAGCCAACAUUGGGUUCAGUUAUCUCACCAUGGAGUCGGACAAGUUUAUCUGCAUCAGAGAGAAGGUGGGCGAACAGAACCAGGUUGUGAUCGUGGACAUGUCUGACCCCACCAACCCAAUCAGGAGGCCGAUCUCUGCCGAUAGUGCCAUCAUGAAUCCCGCCAGCAAGGUCAUCGCCCUGAAAGACGCUGCUAAGACGCUGCAGAUCUUCAACAUUGAGAUGAAGAGCAAGGUGAAGGCCCACACUAUGACGGAGGAGGUCAUGUUCUGGAAGUGGAUAUCAGUAAACACUGUUGCCCUGGUGACAGAUUCAGCCGUCUAUCACUGGAGCAUGGAGGGAGAUUCCCAACCUACCAAAGUAUUCGACCGGCACGCCAGUCUGGCGGGAUGUCAGAUCAUCAACUACAGAACUGACGAACAACAGAAGUGGCUGCUGCUGAUAGGGAUUUCUGCACAGCAAAACCGUGUGGUUGGGGCGAUGCAGCUCUAUUCGGUUGACAGGAAAGUAUCCCAGCCCAUUGAGGGCCAUGCUGCUGCCUUUGGGGAGUUCAAAGUGGAGGGAAAUGCCAAGCCCUCCACACUCUUCUGCUUUGCUGUGCGCUCACAGGCGGGGGGAAAGUUGCACAUCAUUGAGGUUGGUCAGCCAGCUGCAGGAAACCAGCCAUUUGCUAAGAAAGCAGUUGAUGUGUUUUUCCCUCCAGAGGCACAGACAGACUUUCCUGUAGCUAUGCAGAUUGGUAGUAAACAUGGAGUCAUAUAUUUGAUAACAAAGUAUGGUUACAUUCACCUGUAUGACCUGGAGUCUGGAGUGUGUAUCUAUAUGAACCGAAUCAGUGCAGAGACCAUCUUUGUGACCGCCCCUCAUGAAGCCACUUCAGGAAUUAUUGGGGUCAACAAGAAGGGGCAGGUCCUGUCGGUGUGUGUUGAAGAGGAAAACAUCAUCAACUAUGCCACCAACGUCCUGCAGAACCCUGAUCUUGCCUUGAGGAUGGCUGUGAGGUCAAACCUUGCUGGAGCUGAGGAGAUUUUUGCUAGGAAGUUCAACACUCUGUUUGCCCAGGGAAGCUAUUCGGAGGCCGCAAAGGUUGCUGCAUCAGCACCCAAGGGUAUCUUGCGGACGGCAGAGACCAUCCGUAAAUUUCAGAGUGUCCCAGCCCAGCCUGGCCAGGCCUCUCCGUUGUUGCAGUACUUUGGUAUUCUGCUGGAUCAGGGGCAGCUCAACAAGUUUGAAUCCCUGGAGCUGUGCAGGCCUGUCCUGCAGCAGGGCCGCAAGCAAUUGCUGGAGAAAUGGCUGAAGGAGGACAAGCUGGAGUGCUCAGAGGAGCUGGGAGACCUGGUGAAGGCCUCUGACCCCACCCUCGCUCUUAGUGUGUACCUCAGAGCUAACGUCCCCAACAAGGUCAUCCAGUGCUUCGCUGAGACUGGCCAGUUCCAGAAGAUAGUGCUGUAUGCUAAAAAGGUGGGCUACACCCCAGACUGGGUGUUUUUGCUGAGAAAUGUGAUGCGUGUCAAUCCAGAGCAGGGCCUGCAGUUUGCCCAGAUGCUGGUCCAGGACGAGGAGCCGCUGGCCAACAUCAACCAGAUCGUAGACGUGUUCAUGGAGGGCAACCUGAUCCAGCAGUGCACUUCCUUCCUGUUGGAUGCUUUAAAGAACAACCGCCCUGCCGAAGGACACUUACAGACACGUCUGCUUGAGAUGAACCUCAUACAUGCCCCCCAGGUAGCAGAUGCAAUCCUGGGGAACCAGAUGUUCACCCAUUAUGACCGUGCCCAUGUUGCUCAGCUGUGUGAGAAGGCAGGUCUACUGCAGAGAGCUCUUGAACACUACACCGACCUGUAUGAUAUCAAACGAGCCGUGGUGCACACGCAUCUGCUCAACCCAGAGUGGCUGGUGAACUUCUUUGGUUCAUUAUCAGUAGAAGAUUCUCUGGAGUGCUUAAGGGCCAUGUUGUCCGCCAACAUCAGGCAAAACCUGCAGCUCUGUGUCCAGGUAGCAUCUAAGUAUCAUGAGCAGCUGGGGACUCAGUCAUUAGUGGAGCUCUUUGAAUCCUUCAAGAGUUAUGAGGGCCUGUUUUACUUCCUCGGGUCGAUUGUGAACUUCAGCCAGGAGCCUGAUGUUCACUUUAAAUACAUCCAGGCUGCCUGUAAAACAGGCCAGAUCAAAGAAGUGGAAAGAAUCUGUCGAGAGAGCAACUGCUACGACCCGGAGAGGGUUAAAAACUUCCUCAAGGAGGCCAAGCUAACAGACCAGCUUCCUCUUAUCAUUGUGUGUGACCGUUUUGACUUCGUCCAUGACCUGGUGCUCUACCUCUACCGCAAUAAUCUACAAAAAUACAUAGAAAUCUAUGUACAGAAGGUGAACCCCAGUCGUUUACCAGUGGUGAUAGGGGGUCUGUUGGAUGUGGACUGUGCUGAGGAUGUUAUUAAGAACCUGAUCAUGGUGGUCAGAGGGCAGUUUUCCACUGAUGAGUUGGUGGAGGAGGUAGAGAAGAGAAACAGGUUAAAACUUCUAUUGCCGUGGCUGGAGUCUCGUAUCCAUGAAGGAUGCGAGGAGCCAGCUACCCACAAUGCACUUGCCAAGAUUUACAUUGACAGCAACAACACACCUGAGCGCUUCCUAAAGGAGAACCCGUUCUAUGACAGCGCUGUCGUUGGCAAAUACUGCGAGAAGAGAGACCCCCACCUGGCCUGUGUGGCUUAUGAGAGAGGACAGUGUGACCUGGAGCUUAUCAAAGUGUGCAAUGAGAACUCGUUAUUCAAAAGUGAGGCUCGAUAUCUGGUACGACGGAAAGAUCCAGAGCUUUGGGCAAAUGUGUUAGAAGAAAACAAUCCUUUCAGAAGACAACUCAUUGACCAGGUGGUCCAGACUGCCCUGUCAGAGACCCAGGACCCAGAAGAGGUGUCAGUCACAGUCAAGGCCUUCAUGACUGCAGACCUGCCCAACGAGCUGAUUGAGCUGCUGGAGAAGAUCGUGCUCGAUAACUCUGUCUUCAGUGAGCACAGAAACCUCCAGAACCUGCUGAUUCUGACGGCCAUCAAGGCAGACCGUACUCGUGUGAUGGAGUACAUUAACAGGCUAGACAACUAUGAUGCCCCAGACAUUGCUAAUAUCGCCAUCAGCAAUGAGCUCUUUGAGGAAGCGUUUGCCAUUUUCAAGAAGUUUGAUGUCAACACCUCCGCCAUACAGGUACUAAUAGAGCACAUAGGGAACUUGGAUCGUGCCUACGAGUUUGCUGAGCGCUGUAAUGAGCCUGCGGUGUGGAGCCAGUUGGGCAGAGCUCAGCUGCACAGAGACCUGGUCAAGGAGGCCAUUGACUCAUAUAUUAAAGCAGUUGACCCCUCAGCUUACAUGGAGGUGGUCAAUGCCGCCAGCAAGAACAAUAACUGGGAAGACUUGGUUAAAUUCCUCCAAAUGGCCCGAAAGAAAGCGAGAGAGUCUUACGUGGAGACUGAGCUGAUCUUUGCUUUAGCUAAAACAAAUCGUCUAGCUGAGCUAGAGGAAUUUGUGAGCGGGCCCAACAAUGCUCACAUACAACAGGUGGGCGAUAGAUGUUAUGAGGAGGGCAUGUAUGAAGCGGCCAAGCUCUUGUACAACAACGUGUCCAACUUUGCUCGCCUUGCAUCGACACUCGUCCACCUUGGAGAGUACCAGGCAGCUGUGGACAGCGCCAGGAAAGCCAACAGCACACGGACAUGGAAAGAGGUGUGUUUCGCAUGUGUGGAUGGCGAGGAGUUUCGUCUGGCGCAAAUAUGUGGCCUUCACAUAGUGAUCCAUGCAGACGAGCUGGAGGACCUGAUCAGCUACUAUCAGGACCGCGGGUACUUUGAGGAACUCAUCGCUCUGCUGGAGGCUGCACUCGGUCUGGAGCGGGCUCACAUGGGCAUGUUCACCGAGCUCGCCAUCCUCUACUCAAAGUUCAAGCCUCAGAAGAUGAGGGAGCACCUGGAGCUCUUCUGGUCCAGAGUCAACAUCCCAAAGGUCCUUCGUGCAGCAGAGCAGUCUCAUUUAUGGGCAGAGCUGGUUUUCCUUUACGACAAAUAUGAGGAGUAUGACAACGCUGUCCUCACAAUGAUGUCUCAUCCGACAGAUGCGUGGAAAGAAGGGUUGUUCAAAGACAUAAUUGCAAAGGUUGCCAAUGUGGAGCUGUACUAUAAAUCUCUGUCCUUCUACCUGGAAUACAAACCCCUCUUACUGAAUGACCUACUGACUAUUCUGUCUCCACGGCUGGACCACAGCCGAGCUGUCUCUUUCUUCGGCAAGGUGAACCAGCUGAAGCUGGUCAAGCCUUACCUGAGAUCUGUCCAGAAUCACAACAACAAGUCAGUCAACGAAGCUCUCAACAACCUGCUGACAGAGGAGGAAGACUACCAGGGCCUGAGAGCAUCCAUUGAUGCCUAUGACAACUUUGACACGAUUGGCCUGGCACAAAGGUUAGAGAAACAUGAACUGAUUGAGUUCAGGCGUAUUGCUGCUUACCUGUACAAGGGCAACAACCGCUGGAGACAGAGUGUAGAGCUCUGCAAGAAAGACAAACUCUACAAGGAUGCCAUGCUUUACGCUGCAGAGUCUAAGGAUGCUGAGCUGGCAGAGACUCUGCUCCAGUGGUUCCUGGAGGAGGGCAGGAAGGAGUGCUUUGCUGCCUGUCUGUUCGCCUCCUAUGAUCUGCUGCACCCUGAUGUGGUCCUGGAGUUGGCCUGGAGACACAACAUCAUGGACUUUGCCAUGCCAUACUUCAUCCAGGUCAUGAGAGAGUACCUCACAAAGGUUGAUGAGUUUGCAGCGAAGGUGACGGUGGACAAACUGGAGGAGGCAGAAAGCCAAAGGAAAACUGAGGAGGAGGUGACAGAACCUCAGCCGAUGGUGUUUGGCCAGCAGCUGAUGUUGACUUCCUCUGCUGCUCCAGUGACUCCCCAGCCAGUGUACCCGGGCUAUGGCUACCCCGCCACGGGCUAUGCUGCUCCACCUGCCGCUGCUGCGGGCUACGCUGCUCCACCUGCCGCUGCUGCGGGCUACGCUGCUCCACCUGCAGCCGCCGCAGGCUACGUUGCUCCACCUGCAGCUGCUGCUGCUGCGGCCUACGCUGCUCCACCUGCCGCAUAUGGCUUCAACAUGUAGGGGCCUGACGCCGCCCCUUCCAAUCCUGUCCCCUCUUUCUCCCACACACACUCACACCCAAACUACACUGAACUGUGGUGCUCUGAGUCUCAGUUGGCAAACUGACGGCACAGAGGCCCCUGAAACUCACCUGGGCCUUCAUUCUCAAUGAGACUCCACCUGAAUUCACCGAAACUGCAAUAGAAACCCUUAACCUCUUCAUUCUCCACUCACACACACACACACACACACACUUCAGGAUGGCAUCAAGGCUGUUGGACCCUCCCUUCCCUCCUCCCUUUUCCACUGGACAUUAUAACUGCAUCACUGAUCUACACAGCAUGAAGUCACCUCUCAGCUCCUGGAGGAAUUAACAUACUGAAAUUAACUUUAGUGACACCAGACUACUCUGUCCUGUUGCUGUUUAACGUAGACUUUAUUAAACAUAGAGCAGCUUUUUUCCCUUUUCCCCCCUUUUUUUCCCCUUGAGAUUCAGCACUGACAAGGAAGAGACGUUAUUACUGAGGAGCAGAGGGGCGUGUGUGCGUCUCCGCCUCCCUCCUAAAGCACUGCUACGGCCUUAUAUACUUUGAGGAGGCGGUGAAAAAAAAAUGGGCUCAUUUGUUCCUGUUUAAUUUCACAACUGUCUCAUGCUCUGAUUAGAAGGACAGUUACUGUGCAAUAGUUAUUUUUGUCCUCUCACCACAGGUACAAAGUGUUUGCUGUAUACGAACUAAAAAUGAGGUUACUCUGUGUGCGUGUGUGUGUGUUUGCGUGUGUGUAUGUGUGUGUGUUUAGCCUCUAAAGCCUUCGAAGGAUACGUCACCAAACCAAGAGACACUCAGUGAAAGUUCUACUCCCUUGCAGCUGCAAACUUGUUGCUGGAUCUCAUCAGUCGACUUUUCAGACUCUGAUGCAAACAUCAGGAGUUUCAGGACGACUGUGACAAAAAGAUGGAAGAAAAAAAUGACAGGAGGUUAAAUAAUAAAAAAAUGCUAUAUGCUGUAGUCUGUGCAUGUGCUGCCAAACUAUUAAGCUGCAACCAGGAGCACAAUUUUCAUGUUACACUCAAGUAUAUCAUGUGUUACUAAUGUUGUGUCAAAAACAAAGUGAUGUUCGAUGAAACCUUCUCACCCAACUAACAGAAAAUGAUGAUGAAGCUUCUUCACACUAAAUGAGACGAAAACACGGGGAAGAUUAGCUCACAUCCUGGUGCCAGUUGGUUAAAAAGAUCAUUAUUGUACUGAAAAGUGUAUAAUUUAAGACAUAUUGAAAUACCUAACCAAUCAAAGAAGUCAAAUAUUAUGGAAUACCGUAUGUAUUGUCUAUAGUGUGUUGUUGUAGUCUUAAAAAGCCAGAGGAUUUUUGUAAGAAAAGGACAAAAUGCAAAAACGGCAGGUUAAUAAAUGGCAAAGUUUAGAGGCAAAGCUGCUCAUUGUGCUGACAGUUUGGUCUACAGUUUAUUUCCUGUGCUGCCCGACAGUCCCUGUACGACACACCGAGCUGUGACCCAGAAGAACCCGAGCAGCACCACGACGCACUUUAUCUGCACAAGUCAUGCGUACGGUACAGGAAUAAAGUUAGCACACAGUGUUGUAUGUGCAUUUUUAAGAAAAACAAAACUCAUUCACAUCAAGAGAUUUACAAGCUCUCGGUCAGCUCCGUCCCACUGCGCCCUGAUUUCCAUCCCAUAGUGGAUCCGUACGCUGACAUUUUGAGCUGCCGAAACCUGAUUGAUGGUUUCUGUUGCGUGAGAGCUGCCGCUUCUUUGUUUGGAGAGGGUGUGGCUGGGCUGUUUGGAUCUACUGUUGCUGUAGGAGGAUUUUGGAAGUAAAAGAUUUAGUGGAAUCCGAUUUUGUUCUCCCUCUCUCUCGCAGCUGUAUUGAUAUGAUAAUAGAGACUCUGAGAGGCUGCGCCCCGCCCUUCUUCUUCUGCUGGGGAACAAGAGGCCGGUCUCCUCUCACCCUGCGCUCUUAUAAGCACCCACAGUGUCACCCAGUGGACCUUGUCACACUACAGGCUCCGCGGUUCAUUUCUAUUGCGGGGGGAAAAAAAAUUAAAUAAAAAACCGGACAAGUUCCACGUAGAAGCAGGAUACGGACACAGCACCUUGUCCGCCACUCCUUUUUUUUUUUCCUCCGGCUUGUUUUGCUCCCUUACGGGAAUAAGCUACUACUGUCGUGAAAUAGCGUUACCAUGGUUACAGAUAAUAGCCAUUGGACAUCCUAACUUCCUUGACAGUCCCAGUUUCCGCCCACUGUCAACAGAGAGACCGACUGGAGUCUCCGGACACAUCUAAAAUCACCUGCAUCCAGGAAAGCGCACCAGACAGCAGCCGUCCAUUUGUUGCGCGCUCAAGUCUACUUGGGGAAAAAAACCAAACUGAAGCUAUCUAAAAAUUUAAAGCUACAGACUACUCGAAGAUAAACAUUAUACUAGAAGCCAUUUUUU